This is a messenger RNA of Peronospora belbahrii, 5673 nucleotides long. Lineage: Eukaryota; Oomycota; Peronosporomycetes; Peronosporales; Peronosporaceae. The record is from the annotation of a GenBank genome assembly.
AUGAAUCGUCGUACGUAUGGCAAUAAUGGAAGUGAACGUGAAGGAAGUUCGUUUGGAAUUAUCACGGAAGCACUUGAAAUGCAACGUCAAAUGUGUGAUGAAGCCAUGGGACUUGUAAAUGCUGGGGUUGCGAUGCAAAAUGCAUCACCUCCUAAUAUAAAAGAAGCGGAACGUAAAUUAACACGUGCUGUGGAUAUUAUGGAACAAGCAUUAAGUAUACGAUAUCGUACAGCAGAUGAAAAAGACGCAGCCGAUCGUUUGAAUAAUAAAAUGAUGCGUUAUGUGAAAAUGAUCAAAAGUCAACGUGCAAAGAGCGUUGUUGGUACGACGGGUUCAAAAGGACGGACAGUGCAUAAACACAAUAUUUUACAGAUGGAACGACUGCCAGAAGUGUAUACUCCCGUCAUGCAAUUACUGAAUAAUUCGAGUCAAUUGGGUGAUAUUUGUGAAACAUUGAAACGUACUUUUGGGUUCCAGGACAGUAGUGUCUUGAAUCAAAAGGAACAUUUACUCUUACUACUGACAAAUUUUAAAGAACAAAGCAGUCAGGACGAUGGAAAGAAGAAGAAGAAGAAGAAGAAACAGGACGAUACGGAAACCAUUGAUGACUAUUUACGUCAACGUGAUCCUCAACUUGAGCUCGACUUGGCGACCAAGGGAAUUGCACGACUACACAGUCGUGUGUUUGCCAAUUAUAAGAAAUGGUGCAAGUUUAUUUCCCAAAAACCCAAGUUCUCGAACGAUCCGCUGGUGGAUAUUGUUUUGUUUUUCCUCAUUUGGGGUGAGGCAGCUAAUUUACGUCAAAUGCCAGAGUGUCUGUGUUUCUUACUGCAUUCAAUGUUACCGAAAGUUAAUAGUGGGGGCAACGAAGAGCCAGGCACGUUCUUGGCCAAUACGAUCCGCCCAAUGUAUGCCGAGGUUCGUCGUGACAGCGACAAAAAGACGAGCAAGGGCGCACGUGCAGCCCACCGCGAUAUUCGUAACUAUGAUGACUUUAACGAGUUUUUUUGGACGAAGAAGAGCUUGAAAUACGACUAUAGCAACGUUGGUGAGGCUUUUGCCAACUAUGAUAAGAAGGGCCGUCCCAAGAUUGUCAAGAAGACAUACAAUGAGACAAGAAGUUGGGCGCGUGCAAUCGUCUCAUUCCGCCGCAUCUUCUUCAUGAACUGUGCAUUGUUCUUGGCAACGCUGGGACUUGCUAUUGAUAUUGUGCUGUACUGUCCCGACUCGACCAUUAUGUAUGGCGAAGACGUACAGCCAGCUGCUUCUACGGAACCUCUUGAAAUUUUGGGCAAGAAGUAUGCAGCGCCAACCGACUCAUCGCCAGUGGACAACUCUGACGAUUUGUCGAACGAUAUUGUUGCGGACAGUGGUGCCCAGUGCUUGUAUUCCAAGUUGGCAACAUGUUUGGGUGUGGAAUACUUCACAUCGGCUUCGGAUACCUUUGGCACCCUGCCUCAAGAUUUUAAACAGCUUCUGGAGAUUGUGCCGUUCACGAACUGUGUCGAAAAAUCAGUUGACAGGUGCAAAUGCUACCACGACCUGAUUGACGGUUGUUUUAGCGACACUGGUAACGCUGAUCAAGUUUCAACUUCUGGAUCUGUUGCGACUGUCGCAUACGACCAGAGCAUAUGUGCUCCAUCGUGGUUAGAACAGAUUAAUAGUAUUUUGGACGACGAAGGUGAUGGUUUGCUAAACUGUGGCAGCUGCCAAACGGAUAUCACGACUUUGGCCAAGAAUCCGGCUCGCCUUGCUACAUUGCUCCAGGGUUUAAUGGAUUUUAAUCGGGCCGACCAGGGCGUGAUGGCUCUUCUUGGCGGCGCUGCCAUGAUUGGUCUUGUGUGCGUGUGUGAGCUACAGAACCGGUUCUUUUCUGGCAUUGGCAUGGGCUUUGUGGGCCGAUCGAUGCCUGUUCCUAUGAAGACGUACUGCCGUUAUACAUGCUUUUGGAUCGUAUUGUACAUUUGCAAACUGAUGUUUGACUAUCAGUUUGUGGUAAAAGCACUGGUAGAAACGACACUCUUUGUAUACUCUGCCAAUUCGACGGACUAUCUCAAAUAUUCUCACUUCAUGCUGCAGUUUACAUACCAUAACGUUAUCUACAUCCUGUUCCUUUGGAUUCCAGCGUGGAUGGUCUUUCUCUACGAUGCUCAGAUUUUCUACUCCGUUCUGUCUGUCGUUUACGGUUCGUUCGCUGGUUUCAACCUCCGCAUUGGUGAGCUCCGAUCAUUUCGUAUUCUUCGUUUGACGUUUAAGUCCAUCCCUGGCGUGUUUAACCGCAAGAUGGUGCCGAACAUUGUUGAGGAGAAGGCGAAAAAAAUGAAGAAAAGAAACAAGAAGAACAAAAACGAUAGGGACGAGAUGGCCAUGCCUCUUCGUCGCUUUGAACGAAUUUCGAUGUCUCAGGGUGCUAAGCCUUUGACGGUGAAAUCGCAAAAGUACUCAAGCUUACUGGAACAGCGCGAUGACGAUGAUGUUUACAGUGAGAUGAAGACGCCUAACGGUACUGACGAAGACCUGUCAUCACAGUCGAGCCGCACCUCGAACAUUGGCUCCAUCACGGGUGUGUCGGGGGCGGAGUUCGAACGUACGAUUCCGUUUGCGAUGGCAUGGAAUCGCUGCCUGACCAGUUUACGUGAAGCUGACGUUAUUAGCGAUCGUGAGCUGAACGUUCUGAGUUAUUUGAUUGAUUCCAAGGAUACGGUGGGCCGCAAGCUUUAUCCACCUGCAUUCCUGACGGCUGGUAAGCUGGAUGAAUCGAUUGAUAUUGUCCUCGAGUGCUCAGCGUUAUAUGAGAAGUUGAAGACUGACAAGAAGAAAAAGGACAAGACGCUCCAAAAAAUUGAGACUACUAUGCGCGAGCGUCUGACAAAGGAUGACCUGCGUGUAGAAUCGAUUAUGGGCUCAUACAAGUUUUCUUCCCAGGUCUUGCGCAUUUUGCUUGGUGAUGAACACAAGGAGCUGGAUGACUGCUACAACUUUAUUGAGGAAAUGGCAUCGCACCAACAGAUCCUGAAGGGCUUGAAACUGGACAAUUUGUACCUUUGCCGCGCUGCUGCUGCUGAACUCAUGAAAUCUAUUCUUGAGGUGCCAAAGAAGUCGACCGAAAGUAGCAUUAAGUUCCAGCGCGCGCUAUACAAAGUAAUCGACUCGGUGGAGUCGGUGAUCAACUGUCUCAAGAUGGUGCUGGCAAAACAAGAAAACCUGGUGCAGAUGCUGAAUGACACUCCUUUGAAGCCGAACUCGUUCUUUUUCCCAGGUGAUUCUCAGCAUUACGCAAGCUUACAGUUGCAGAAGAUUGUAAACGAUGAAGCUGCUCUGGACAUUGUAUCGCGUGCAUAUCAGCUGUUGACAGUCGACAACUUUGAUGCCGAGCCACGCUCAGAAGAGGGACGCCGUCGCUUGCGCUUUUUCGCCAACUCUCUGUUUAUGGACAUGCCGGAGGCAAAGCCUAUUCGCAAGAUUCGAUCGUUGACUGUUUCAACGCCUUAUUACAACGAAAUUGUCAUGUAUUCGAUUAAGGAUUUGACUGCUCAGAAUGAUGACUGCAUCAAGUUGUUGUACUACUUGCAAACUAUUUACCCGUUUGAAUGGGAGAACUUGUUGGAACGUAUCCAGGCAAAAGACAUGAAUGAAGCUCUAAAGAAGAAUCCUGAGGAAGUGCAGCUAUGGGCAAGCUACCGUGGCCAGACGCUUGCUCGUACCGCUCGCGGCAUGAUGUACAACGAGGAAGCAAUUCGCUUUUUGCACUGGUUGGAAAUUGGCGAGAAUGAGCCGAUGCACCAACUGACGUGCUCGUGCAACAAGUGCUGCAAGCUGAAUGAGAUGGUAAACCUGAAGUUCAACUACGUGUGCACGUGCCAGAUUUACGGAAAAAUGAAGGAUGAACAGAAGCAGCAAGCUCAGGACAUUGAUUUCUUGCUUCGCAAGCAUCCUAACUUGCGUGUUGCGUACGUGGAUGGUCCGAAGAAGGUAAAGGACGGUCCUCCUAAAUUCUUUUCCGUGUUGAUUCGAGCCAUGGAUGACAAGAUCGUCGAGAUUUACCGUGUAGAGCUUCCGGGCGAUCCGAUUGUUGGUGAAGGCAAAGGUCGUGACGUGGGUAUGCAGCAGCUGGCUCUUUUUGAGGCCAAGCUGUCUUCAGGUGCUGGUGAAGCUGUGAUUUCUCGUGAUGCGAUGCGCAUGGCUUCUCGCCUCGAUUUUUUCCGUCUACAUUCUUGGUUCUAUGGUAAUUUGGGUUGGUACUUUACACAGUCCAUGACUGUUGUGGGAGUGUACUUUUUUAUCUAUGGCAAGGUGUAUAUGGCGUUGAGUGGCAUGGACAGCUACUUCCUUGAGAAUGGUGGACUAGGAAUUGCUGGCACGUUGAACACAUCAUGGGCGUUCCAGUUCGGUUUUCUGUUGGUGGUUCCCGUUAUUGCAGUAGUUGGCGUAGAGCAGGGUUUUCGACAUGGUUUUACGUACCUGUUGUGGAAUAUUAUGACGCUCGGCCCCAUCUUCUUCACAUUUCAGAUGGGCACGCGCAUGCACUACUUCGACCGCACGCUGAUUCACGGUGGCGCUAAAUACCGUGCAACGGGUCGUGGUUUCACGAUCAAGCACGAGAAAUUUGCAGAGCUCUAUCGCUUCUACGCAUUCAGCCACUUUUAUCGUGGUGUAGAACUGCUAUUUUUGUUAUUGAUGUUCUACGCCUACGGCACGUUUUCGUGGUGUAACUGCUCAUGGCGACUAGAUGCCGAUUUCUACAACAAUGUGCAGCCGACCGACCUUGAGUGGCGAACACGCUGCUAUGAUGAUCACUAUCAGUCGUGUGUUUUACCGACUAACCAGAACUACGGUGUCAUGUCUUACUCGCUGUGGAUUAUUGCAGCAACGUGGAUGUGGGCACCUUUCUUCUUUAACCCAAGUGGUCUGGACUGGGACAAGAUCAUUGAGGACUACAAUGACUGGCAAAAUUGGCUGAAAACGAACAAUGACUCGGCAGACAGUUGGUUUGGUUGGUGGUCCAAUGAGCAGGAAUACUUGGAGCACACGACUCGCGGUGCUCGCUUCAUUACUGGCGUUCGCAAGCUCCGGUUCCUGCUGGUUGCUAUCGGUAUGUACCUAAACAUGAUGUACAACGCGUAUUUUGAGGAACCGAACCGAAUUAUCACAGCUGAUGACGAUUUGUUGACGUACGCUCUGUCCGGUUUGAUCAUUGUGAUUCUCGCGAUGUUGAUAUGCUGCGGUUACGUUGCUAGCCGUGUGACCAAGAAAAUGUCGAUGAAACAGCGUAAGCUGCGCAAGAUGAAAUUCUUGCUGUCUUGCUGCUGUUUCCUCAUCUCGAUGCUGAGUCUGUCGGUGUUAUCGGUUGGCAAUUUGUUUGCGAUCUUUGUUCUGCUGAUGCUGUCAGUCUACUGGUUCAUGCAGAUGUGCAUUCUACGCCUGCAGUAUCACCACAUCGUCGUGCGUGCGUUAGCGCGUGCUUUCGACCGUGCAAUUGGCUGGAUUGUGUUUGGGCCCAUUAUGAUUGUGUCGAUGUUCUUGCCUUUUAUCUCCUCGUUCCAGCAGCGUGUCAUGUUUAACAACGCUUUCACCUCUGGCCUUGAGGUAUCGAAGCUUUUUGCACACGACGUGGCUCCGGCGCAGGUCGUCAAGGGUAGGCCAGUUAAGUCUCGCUAUUUUGUAUUUUCAUAG